Messenger RNA from Henningerozyma blattae CBS 6284, 1671 nucleotides. RefSeq names its product mitogen-activated protein kinase kinase STE7 (gene STE7). The record is from RefSeq and is a predicted model, not a curated record. Gene Ontology annotation, biological process: protein phosphorylation; MAPK cascade. The coding region runs from base 1 to 1671 and encodes 556 amino acids. The transcript has a single exon. Gene Ontology annotation, molecular function: MAP kinase kinase activity; ATP binding. NCBI's taxonomy places the organism in Eukaryota, Fungi, Ascomycota, Saccharomycetes, Saccharomycetales, Saccharomycetaceae.
AUGUUCAAAGCUAGAACUCUUCAGAAAAGAAACUUUAAAAAUUUAUCCUUGGCUAAUGAUGAGGAUACCACAAUAGAGGAACCCACACAUGCGUCGGGCAAUUGUCUGAUAGAUCCUAAUGAACGAAUAAUAGCCACUUCUCAAAUAGAUCCUACAAUCGAUAGAACCACGACUCAUUUCAAAUCAAUUAGUCUCUCCAAUAAACGAAAAAAUAGACCGGCCAUCAAGAAUUUGGCUUUACAAAGUGAUUCAAGCAUAUAUACAAUAGAUACCACCACCACUGCACCCUCUUCUAAUCGACUUGUCAAUCAGAACUUACAAAGUAUCUUGGUCCAUGAUGAACCUCAUAGAUUAGCUAGGAAACGAUCGUCCAACGAUUCACUUACAAUCAGUGACCUUGCCACUCCGACAAACCAACUACGUAAUUCUCUUUUCAUCUCUUCUACAUCUUCGUUGAAUACCCCAAUAAAUACAGACAUCCCAUCUAUAGACUCCACGACACCUCCAUUGGUAGAAUCCUCCAUUGUACCUCCACCUCCAGCACAACAGCCACUCCCCACCACCAGUUCCACCACGGCUCCAUCUUCACUCACUCAACAAUCAGAAUCACACUCACAUUCACAUUCACAUGCACAUGCACAUGCACAUUCACAUUCCUCCACGUUUAUGAACAUCCAGGAUAUCGUACAACUGGGCAAGAUUGGUUCAGGUAAUUCAGGAACCGUUACAAAAGCAUUACAUGUCCCAGAUUCCAAAGUGAUAGCUAAAAAGACUAUACCCGUAGAGAAAAAUAAUGACAAAAUCAUAAAUCAAUUAAUUAGGGAAUUGACCAUUAUGAAGAAUUUAAAACCACAUCCGAACUUGGUAGAAUUCUACGGAGCAUUUUAUGAUCAAUCCACAAAUAAUGAAAUCAUCAUACUCUUAGAAUAUAUGAAUUGUGGAUCUCUGGAUAAAAUCCUUUCCACAUAUCAUUCUUUUGUGAAUAGAAAUUUAAUCCCACAAGAUAUCGUUGUCAAAUGGUUCAAUACUCUUUCGAUCUCCAGGAUUUCUGCUUCUGUACUUACGGGAUUAUCUUAUUUAUAUGACAAUUAUAAAAUCAUUCAUAGAGAUAUAAAACCAUCAAAUAUUUUAAUUGGGAGUAAAGGACAAGUGAAAAUUUGUGAUUUCGGUGUUUCCAAAACUUUAAUAAAUUCUAUCGCAGAUACAUUCGUAGGGACCUCUACUUAUAUGUCACCUGAAAGAAUUCAAGGGAACGUCUAUUCCACUAAAGGUGAUGUUUGGUCUCUUGGAUUAACUUUAAUUGAAUUGGUCACCGGUGAAUUCCCCCUUGGUGGUCAUAACGAUACUCCAGAUGGGAUUCUAGAUCUUUUACAAAGAAUCGUCAAUGAACCUUCUCCAAGUUUAUCUGCACAAGUAGCAAAUAAAUAUCCUCCCAUGAUGAACGAUUUUAUAAAAAGAUGUUGUAUUAAAGAUGAAAAAUUAAGACCUUCCAUGAAGGAUUUAUUAAAUCAUCCUUUUAUUUUAAAUUUCAAUGAUAAAGAUAAAGAAUUCAAAAUUUGGGCUAAGCGUAUUAGAUCUUACAUGAAGGAUGAAAAACAAUAUAAACGUGAACAAUUUGAAAGAAAAAAAUUUCAAGAAUAUAGAAAGAAAAAAUUCGAACGUGGGAAUUAA